CUCGGCGGCACCACGCAAAAAGCGAUCGACAAAGUUCAUAUACGGCAGCAGGCAUGGCUGACGCAACGCCAGCUUCAAGACUGGCAGCCCUGCGCGCCGCCGUCGAAGGCUGCGCCGCCCACGAGAUCAAAAAAGCCGGCCAGCUCCUGCGCGAGGGCGCGGAGCUCCUCAGCGACGAGCGCAGCGAUGCAUUAACGGAGGGAUGGUGCCGCUGGCUCAUUCGGGACGCGGGACCGGCCUGGCGGCGCGCUUUAGAUGAGAGCGACGCGUCUGAAGCGAUUGACGCCGUCGUCGACGCCGGAGGUUUGUGUGUAGCGUCCGAAGCAUUGGUCGGGGCGACGGCCGCGGCCGCGGUCAUUGUUGCACAGCGCGUGAAGAGCUGGGACGUCGCGGCGCUGGUGGCGUCCCUUACAGAUGAUGGUGACGACGCGGAGCGGUUCGCGGACGCCUGUGUACGGCUGCCGCGGCGGCUCGCGACGCUCCUGAAGGGCAAGAGUCCAUUGGAUGAGGCGGCUUGGCUUUCCGGUGUAGCCGACGGUUCACUAAGGAGCCCCGCCUGGCGCGUUUUAGCUGGACGCCUCGAGGCUUCUGGCCACGCGCCCCUGGUCGCCGAACGCUGGGUCCUCUGUGACGACGACGACGGCUCGCGAUUAGAUGCCUUGGGCGCCGGGAGCGCCUGCCGCUACGCCACGUCGCUCCUGGAGGCGACGGACUCUCCUCAAACCCUCAGCACAAUAAUCACGAAGCGCCUACAAAAGUGCCCCGUCCUCCGGAGCAAGUGGACCGACGACGUCGUGACGGGCCGGACGCGUUUGAAUCAUACCAAGGCGUCAUUGUCCGUCUACGUCGCCAAGCGCGCGGGCUUGUACACGGAAGCGCUGGCCUCAUGUUCAAAGAAGUGGCGCGACGUCGCAUUUCUGCAGAGUGUUGAUGAUGAUAGAAGAGCGUUCCUCGCCACGUCUAUUUUAGCGUUAUUAGCCCUGUCGGACCCGGUGGACGUCGACGUGAACACCACCCUAUCAGGUGUUGUGAGCGGCGUGUCGGCCUGCCUCGACCUUAACGAUGAAAGAGAUAGAGCCCGGGCGAUGCUCGUGGGGGACGCCUUCGGGACGCUCGUCGGGCGCGCGCCGGACUUCGGGGACCUGCUUUCUGAGAGUGAUCGGGCCUGGGCGCGCGAAGGGUUGUCCGUCUUGCCUGUGGACGAGGUCCACGCGGCGUUUCGAAACAGUCAUUACUCUUCGAGCGAGGAAGCACCAACGCCGCCGCCUCCACCCGUUGAGAAGAAGAAGACGAAGAAGAAGCGUUCGCCUGAUGAUGUCCUCGAGAGCGGCAGCGAGAGCUCCGACGACGAGUCUGUGGAGAGCGCUUCCACUCUAUCGGACGACAAUUUGGAGGCCUACGAUCUAGAAGAUGACGGCGCUGAUUUAGUACCGGUGCAGCCCCCGAAAUACCUGCGAGACUUGCUCAAACUAAUUAACGAAGGCGCGGACCAGGAACUCGCGAGGGAACGGCUCCAGAUGGCCCUGGCCACGUGCCCGGCGUUAGUAAGGAGUCGACCCGCCGAUUUGAAGGAUGUGGCUCGCGACUUGGCGCACGCGAUCCUCGCGACGGAGAACCGUUUUGACUUGGAAGAUUUCUCCGAGAAAAGUCGUACUUCGCUGGCGGCGUUAACUGCUUGUAGACCAGUGGAAGUGGUACGCUACCUGCAGUUGUCGUUCUUCGAUAAAGAGCUCGGGCUGAACAAGCGAUUGGACGCGUUGCAAGCGAUGGUCGACGGCGCCUACGAGUUGGCGGGCCGCGGGCGCCUCGCCGAGAAUGAAGAUAUGCCCGACGGCACGGCCAAAGCUUUAUUGGGUGUCGGUUCUACUCGUUCCCGGAAAUUGUUAGAUACGUCCGACACGAAGGUCCUGGAACGAACGAGGAGGUGGGGCUACCGUCGAACAGCGUUGCAACCGUCGUCACCGAACCUCUUCGCCCAACAUGCGGCCUCGUUGUUCUUCUUUCCGUUACUGAGAGGUAUUGUGGAGCACUGGGCGCCUCUGCAAAAGCGGCACCCCCACCACGCGACGGUGUUGCGAGCGCGGGCCGUGCACGCCUUGGCGUGCUUCUUGGAUUGCGCGUCGAGCGCGCCGGGCAGCCAGGCGCUGGCGUCGCAUUUAUUGGCGUUUGCUUGGAGAGAUGUAAGAUCCGAGGAUGCGGCUUUGAGAAGGGCGGCGCGCGGCGCCGCUUUGACUGCUUUAGCGUGGCGGCCGUGUGACGACGGCGGCGGCGCGUUGGCGUUGCUCGCGGGCGGGAUCUGUGCCGAUUUACCUUCUCCCGAGGACGUGCGGUCGCUCGCGUACGAGGGCCGCGACGACCCGGACGACGCGGCUCGUCGGUUGGCGCUGGCGCUCGGGGAGCUUUGUCCGGCGGGCUUCUAAGAGGUGUUGUUUUUGUA
This is a messenger RNA of Pelagomonas calceolata, 2437 nucleotides long. Lineage: Eukaryota; Pelagophyceae; Pelagomonadales; Pelagomonadaceae. The record is from the annotation of a GenBank genome assembly.